AUGUCAUUAAUCCCAACACAAUUAAAAGAACCAACAGCAAUUUAUUCACUUUUAUUCACAUUACUAUUAUUCAUCGUGUCAUUUGUCGUGGCAUAUAAUUUUCUAUCGCGCGAGAAAUUCAAGACAUCAGAGAAAUAUGUGUUUAUGUGGUUAACGUGGGAUGCGUUGGUGCAUUUAAUCCUGGAGGGGUCAUUUGUAUACAUGUCGAUUUUAGGACGAACAGUAGAGACUAGUUCUGGUCCAAUGGCUGAACUAUGGAAAGAAUAUGGAAAAGCCGAUUCCAGAUGGUUAAUCGCAGAGCCAACAGUAGUUUCAAUUGAGAUUCCCACAUUUAUACUAUGCGGUCCAGUUUCCGUGUUAGUUCUAUGGGCAAUAACGAAAGACCAUCCCAUUAGACAUCCUCUACAAUUCCUUUUAUGCACUUGUGAAUUGUAUGGAGGAUAUUUAACUUGGAUGCCGGAAUAUUUGACUGGAAAUAAGUCCCUUGCCAUCGAUAAUCCUCUUUACCUCUGGGUUUACAUGGUGUUAUUUAAUGGUCUUUGGGUUCUUGUCCCUACAUUUUUAUUGGUUCAAUCUUGGUAUGAAUUACUUCGUGGUGCUGAACUUUUGAGUCAACAUCGGCAAGCUAAAAAAUCAUUAUGA
Messenger RNA from Ambispora leptoticha, 642 nucleotides. The record is from the annotation of a GenBank genome assembly. NCBI's taxonomy places the organism in Eukaryota, Fungi, Glomeromycota, Glomeromycetes, Archaeosporales, Ambisporaceae.